This is a messenger RNA of Alternaria incomplexa, 2820 nucleotides long. RefSeq lists its product as uncharacterized. The record is from RefSeq and is a predicted model, not a curated record. The transcript has a single exon. NCBI's taxonomy places the organism in Eukaryota, Fungi, Ascomycota, Dothideomycetes, Pleosporales, Pleosporaceae. Bases 1 to 2820 code for a protein of 939 amino acids.
AUGGCUCGCGGCGACCGCGCACCCAAGAAGUUUUCCUUCCCUCUACCUCGCCGCUCGCGACCCAAGAACGACGACCUCGACGUCCGCCCUGCACCGUCGAUUGCCUCUGGUCCCGACAGGCCCUCUCGUCCCGAAGACACCUCCAGCAAAGCACACCGAAUCCUAGGGACGUCCGAUGUUCUGCAUCGCUCGGCAUCUCGGCAGUCGACAAUACCACCAAGUCCUGGAUUCAUGUCCAUCACUGUGUCUGAGGCUAGCUUCGGCUCCCACAUCGACGAGAGAAACACGGCAACACCCACCGAGAACGACGGAUACCUGAAACGUCCCACCAUGGCAACACGAGCCUCGUCGAACGUUCUGGGACGCACAUAUACUGGGGAAAGCAGGCACGGCUCGGAUAGCAGUUCCCUCCAUCGCCGGCUACACCCUCAAACGUCGAAUUCGACCCUUCGAUCACAUUAUGAUGCAAAGAAGUCGCCGCUGGCCAUCUCCCAGCAAACUUCCGACUCGGCAGUCAGAGACAGGGCUUUGCGAAGAGGGUAUCCCCCGGUGUUGACGGAUCAUGGUUACGACAUUCACGAAGCGAGUCCAGUGUCGCCGGUCAUCCUGGAGGAAACGAGGAAGAAGGAAUACCGAAAGAGUAAGCCAGCCCGGCUAGAUCUUACAAAACUGUUCCCCAAGCCGAAGGAUGGCAGCGACGGUCAUGGCGGUACGCUGCUUUCGCCUGCCAAGAUGGUCAACUCGCCGGCCGCCAUGUCAUCCACCUCUGAGUUCUUUCCUCGCCCAAUGACGAGGCAACCGACGCCACAAGUACAGCCUGCCAAAUUACAGAAGAAGAAGAGCAUGAAGUACCAUAAUCCUCCAGUAAAGCCUCAACCUCAACCUCAACCGCAUAUGAGUCCAGUACGCAAAGUCAAGAGAGAUCAGUAUGAUAAUGCCAAGAUUCACGUACGCCGUCCACCAAAGGGCGUCCAGCACUGGUUCGAUGCGCUCGAUGAGGAUAGUGAAGAAAGUGAGGAAGAAGUGCGCGACUUAGAAGACAAACGCCACAACAGCGUCGCGACUGAGCCAGACCUUGUGCCAGACCUUGUGCCUACUGCUAUCGAGGCUUGGCAAGUCAGGAAUGCAUCUCGUUGCGAUAGUCGAUCGCAGAAUCCCACACCAACGUUUAAGAGGGACAGUUUUGCGCUUGAGGAUAUCGUCGACAUUACCCAUCUGACCUCACCCAGCCAGUACUCUUUGGACACAUAUCGCUCACAUACCUCAGCAAAGACCAAGACGUCAGCUAUCUCCAAGACUAAUCUCCAGGACUCUAGUGUCUUGUCGUUCUCCUCGUCUGAGGAUGAAGCUGACGACCGGUCACGAUCCCGCAAGGGCAGCGUCCGCAAGAGCAUGGAUAGCGCCGACUACACAGGGGAGAUCGUGAUCGGUCGGGCGCAAGCUUACGAGCUUCCACCACAUCGCCGUAUGCAGUCGUCGGGAAAACUGAGCAUACUCUCAACGUCAACAAACGCCACUAUCGAAGUUAUGUAUGCACCAGAACCGCCUUUCCCUUCGUAUCAUCACCCUCGUGGCAGUACCUACAGCGGUGGCAGAUUGUCCAGCCACGUCAGGCAGCCCUCGAUCAUUCACGAAGACGACGACAUCCGUCCAAAGACCGCUGUUACCCAGCCGAUUUCACCAACGGCACACAGUGUUGUGAGCACGCGCACGUCAGCCAGCGCACCACAGGCUCAGUCCGAAGGGUCACGCAAAUUUAUGCAAGUCACGCCAGAAGAGGAGGCUUUGUUGGAGCUGAUGAGGAAGAAACGUGCCGCUAUGAACAAACAGAUCGAAUCAUCGCAGUCAUCUACACCGGAACAAGAUCGGCAUCAACAUAAGUCAACUAAACGUCCUACACCGCCGCAUCGCACGUCUGCCUCUCUUGCAGAAGGUAUGUCUCCCAGCUCUGCGCGAAUGGUUGAGUCACGGACCAAACACCGAGCACCCACGAGUGCACCUUGCUCCAUCGCGCCAUCACGUGGCAGGUCUUCGACGACAGAGAGUCGUGCAACUACAAGUCGACUCCGCGACACCUCGGCCAGCACCACUUGGUCAGAUCGAAACUACUCGCCUGUCAGUCGCGGGAGAGUGUCGCACCAACUGCUCACCCCGUCCGUGUUCUCGCCUCAGGACAUGUUGUCUCCCCCGUCUCCACCGCUUGCUGCGAGCUUCGCAUCGCCCACUACCACUGGCCACCCAUCUCCCCUGCCAUCGCCGAUGACGCCUGCUCUUUACGCCGACGAGAGAGACGUCGCUGUGAAAGUUGCAAGCAGUGACACGAGCAACGAGCUUGACGAGCUAGCUAUGCUUGAUCACGGUAUCAUGCGUAUGCCCUCCGUGGGUGCGAAGUCUGAAUCCUCCCACCGACGACGUAGGACCGCAUCCAGCGAUGCCGAGAUAACCUUCCCGGUGCCGCCCACAUCCACCAGCUUCCGCGAUCUGACUCCAGUCUCAGAGGCAUCGUCCCGUGCUCCUAGUAUCGUCGAACCCGCACUUCCGAAGAUGCCGAAGAAGAACGCGCGACACAUCAGCGAACUAGCGCUCGCGAGCAUAGAGACACGGAGCCGGCAGAGCAGCAUUCGUUCUACUGAAUCCCGUACGUCGGUUUACUCGCAGUCAUCUAGCUACUACAAGCCUGCCAGCAAGGGGAGGGCACGUCAUUUGAGCCCAGACGCCAAUGUUACGAGCAGUCCCAGGAUGACGAGUAAUGAUCGGGAUAGGGACAGCGUCAGUGAUGAUGUUUUGGCUGCCUGGGGCAGUCUGGGAGGGACGUACUAG